UCCAAACUUGGGCAUAAAAACAGAGUAACUGGUCUGUUUCUUUCUUCCCCAGGCCCUUAAAAUUGCGAUCUUCAAGCCAUCUUGCUCAGGAUUCUUGAUCGGCUGCUUGGCGCUGAACCUGAACCACCAUGUCCACCCCUGGAGAAUACUAUCGAUCGUUGCCGCCGGUGAGCAAGACCUACGGAGUGGCUUGUCUAAUGACAACCGCAGCUUUCUACCUGGAUCUUUACAACCCCGAGAGCAUUGCUCUGUUUUAUGACAACGUCUUCAAACGCUUCCAGAUUUGGAGGCUGAUCACCAAUUUCUUCUUCCUGGGUCCUUUUUCCUUCCCCUUUGCUUUCCGUCUAAUCAUCAUAGCGAAAUAUGGAGUUUCCCUGGAGAGAGGACCCUUCGACCAGAGAACCGCUGAUUUCGUGUGGAUGUUCUUCUUCGGAGCGCUCUCACUUCUCGUAAGUGAUGCGGUUCCUGCUUUGUGGUCGCCUUUCAUGGGUGUUUCUCUGGUUUUCAUGAUCGUCUACAUCUGGGGAAGAGAAUUCCCCAAUGCCCGCAUCAGCAUUUACGGACUCGUCUCCUUGAAGGGGUUCUACCUUCCAUGGGCAAUGUUGGCUCUGGAUUUGAUCUUCGGCAACCCACUGAAACCGGACAUCCUGGGAAUCGUCGCCGGCCACAUCUACUACUUCCUGACCGUGCUUCAUCCCCUCGCCGGCGGCAAAUACGUCUUCAAGACUCCUCGCUUUGUGCACAAAUUGGUGGCGUUCUGGGGCGAAGGGAAGCAGCUGAAUUCUCCAUUUCAGAGCGACCCAUCGGCGGGAGUUGCUUUCCGGGGAAGAAGCUACCGUCUCAGUGGCGGCGGAGGACGACGACAAACGCCACCGGCGAGCGGUGGUUCACCAGCAGCAACAACUGGGGAGCAGCAGCAGGGGAAUGCCGCCGAGGGAGUAGCUUUCCGCGGGAGAAGCUAUCGCCUUGAUAGUGAUACACACACUAAUGCAUCCACUUAGGUAAAGUAUACCCUAAAUGAGGAUUGUAAUAUAUAGUGGAGGACAUCUCAAGGUCGUAUUCUACGGGGUUUCGAAACUAUUGACACUCGAAGAAUGUUGUCGUUAUCUAAUCGAAUAAUCGAGGUUGUUUAAUCCUAAUCAAACACAGAAGACGGUAUUACUUAAGGUUCACUCAAGAGAAAGGGUAUUUGGGUCCCUAACAUCAGUCAUGUGAAUUGGCAACAUAGAACUUCCUUGUAUCAUCGCUAACUAUCCAAAAUGUAGGCAUCACUA
This is a messenger RNA of Linum tenue, 1274 nucleotides long. The record is from the annotation of a GenBank genome assembly. NCBI's taxonomy places the organism in Eukaryota, Viridiplantae, Streptophyta, Magnoliopsida, Malpighiales, Linaceae.